Messenger RNA from Papaver somniferum (opium poppy), 1809 nucleotides. Its product is annotated as glycerol-3-phosphate 2-O-acyltransferase 6-like. The record is from RefSeq and is a predicted model, not a curated record. Gene Ontology annotation, molecular function: glycerol-3-phosphate 2-O-acyltransferase activity; phosphatase activity. Gene Ontology annotation, biological process: cutin biosynthetic process. Gene Ontology annotation, cellular component: membrane. Lineage: Eukaryota; Viridiplantae; Streptophyta; Magnoliopsida; Ranunculales; Papaveraceae. The transcript is spliced from 2 exons. The coding region runs from base 65 to 1576 and encodes 503 amino acids.
UCUUUUGGAUCUCUUCAUUCCCUCUCCCAUAACAAACCUAACUCGAUCCUUAACUUACUCAAACAUGGAUUCUCUUGGUCAUACAUCAAACCAUCAUCAUGGUUUCCUACUUAUCUCGGAAUGUAAUUACGAAAACCGGUCAGAACAAUCGGUUGCUGCAGAUUUAGACGGAACAAUUUUAAUCUCUAAAAGCGCUUUCCCAUAUUUCAUGCUUGUUGCAGUUGAAGCUGGUAGUUUAUUAAGAGGACUACUUCUUUUACUCUCUGUUCCAUUUGUUUACAUCUCUUACGUUUUCAUAUCAGAAGCAUUAGCUAUCAAAACAUUUAUAUUCAUAACUUUUGCCGGUCUAAAAAUCAAAGAUAUCGAAAUUGUUGCACGUUCGGUUUUACCUAGAUUUUACGCUGAAGAUGUUCAUCCUAUGAGUUGGAAUGUGUUCAAUUCUUUUGGCAAAAGAUAUAUUGUUACUGCAAGUCCAAGAAUUAUGGUGGAACCGUUUGUUAAGAAUUUCUUAGGUGUUGAUAGAGUUCUUGGUACAGAACUUCAAGUGUUCCAUAAAUCUGGUAGAGCUAGUGGAUUUGUUACAAAACCAGGUGUUCUUGUUGGGGUUCAUAAGAAAGAUGCGUUGCAAAGAGAGUUUUGUGAAAAUUUGCCUGAUUUGGGAAUCGGUGAUAGAGAAACUGAUCAUGGUUUCAUGUCCCUUUGCAAGGAAGGUUAUAUGGUACCAAAGACUAAAUGUGAACCAGUUCCACGAAACAAGCUUCUAAGUCCGGUGAUAUUUCACGAAGGAAGAUUGGUUCGAAGACCCACCCCGACAAAUGCACUCUUCACUUUCUUAUGGUUGCCGAUCGGUUUCAUUGUAUCCCUUCUUAGGAUCUUUGUAACCAGUGUUUUUCCACAGAGAAUCGUUUGGUACAUGUAUAAGAUCCUCUGCAUAAAAGUAACCGUAAAAGGAAACCCCUCUCCUGCCCCGAGAAAAGGCCAAAAUGGUGUUCUUUUUGUUUGCAAUCAUAGGACCAUUUUGGACCCAGUGGUGACUGCUGUGGCUUUGGGGAGAAAAAUCAGUUGCGUCACAUACAGUAUAAGCAAAUUCUCAGAGUUGAUAUCUCCUAUUAAAUGCGUAGCCCUGACAAGAGAAAGAGAGAAAGAUGCUGAAAAUAUCAAACGCUUGCUUGAAGAAGGGGAUUUAGUGAUUUGUCCAGAGGGAACAACUUGUAGAGAACCGUUUCUUCUUAGAUUUAGUGCAUUAUUUGCUGAGCUCACAGAUAGGAUUGUUCCAGUUGCAAUUAACACGAACCAGAGUGUAUUUUUCGGUACAUCUGCUCGUGGGUUUAAGCUUAUGGAUCCAUAUUUCGUAUUCAUGAACCCAGUGCCAACGUACGAGAUUACGUUUUUAAACCAAUUGCCUACUGAGCUGACUUGCAAAGGUGGGAAAUCUCCUAUUGAGGUUGCAAAUUACAUUCAGAGGGUUUUAGCAGGAACACUUGUGUUCGAAUGCACCAACUUGACUAGGAAAGAUAAGUAUGAGAUGCUCGCCGGAACAGAUGGCAUCGUGCGGACUAAGAUGGAGAAAAGUUAAUCAAAAAGUUUUUAUACAAUAUACUAUUUGUAAUUUGUAAAGGUACAGAUUGUGAAGUGUAAAGAGAGUGAAACAAAAAAGAUAAAAAAUAAAUAGUGAGUGGGUAUUAUUUCCUUCAAAUGCAUCAAGAAACUCAUCAGUCACCCAAAAGAUUUGAUAACAUGUACUUGAUCAAAAUGUAUAAUAAAUAUGUAAUAUUUUCUUUUAAAAGAAUAGAAUAAAGAUUUCAUCUC